Molecule: messenger RNA, 1095 nt
Organism: Talaromyces rugulosus
Lineage: Eukaryota; Fungi; Ascomycota; Eurotiomycetes; Eurotiales; Trichocomaceae
Exons: 6
Coding region: 1-1095 (364 amino acids)
Biological process (GO): pyridoxal 5'-phosphate salvage
Cellular component (GO): cytosol
Molecular function (GO): pyridoxal kinase activity
Source: RefSeq, a predicted model, not a curated record
AUGUCUGGAGAACAGGACAUGGUCCCAGAGACCAAAGUCCUCGCGAUAGCCAGCCAUGUCUCCUACGGGUUCGUCGGCAACACAAUGGCCACCUAUGUCAUGCAGUCGCUGGGCUGCGAAGUCGCCGGCAUCAACACCGUCCACUUUAGCAACCACACUGGCUACCGCCAAGUCAAAGGCACCAAAACCAGCGCCCAGGAAAUCCGCGAGCUCUACCAGGGUCUCGCCCAGAGCUAUCUAACCGACUUUGACGUGCUGCUCUCGGGCUAUGCGCCGUCUGCAGCGGCCGUCGAGGCCGUGGGCGAUAUCGCCGAGGAUCUCAAGCGGAGGGCAGAGUCGAGGCCGGGCUCGUUUUUCUGGAUCCUGGACCCGGUCAUGGGCGAUCUCGGCCGUCUGUACGUGAACGAGGACGUCGUGCCGGCAUAUAAAAAAGCAAUCCGCCAUGCAGAUCUGAUAUUGCCAAACCAAUUCGAAGCCGAAGUCCUCUCCGGCGUCAAAAUAUCCACCGUCGCCGACAUCACCGCUGCCAUCAGCGCCAUCCACGCAACCUACUCAAUCCCGCACGUCAUCGUCACCUCGAUACAGCUCUCACGCCUGGGCUCGUCGACGCCCACCUCGACACUGACCGUGAUCGGCUCAACCAUCCGCUCCGACGGCUCUCCGCGCCUGUUUAGCGUCGACGUACCAGCUCUCGACUGCAAUUUUAAUGGUACGGGCGACAUGUUUGCGGCGCUGAUGGUGGCGCGUCUGCGUGAGGCUGUUUUCACGGCUUCGACAACGCCGCAGCUGAAAUCCACGCGCUCGUGGGUGUCGCCAGAUGACGUUGCGUCGACGGAUUUGCCGCUUGCGACGGCCACGGAGAAGGUGUUGUCGAGUAUGCACUAUGUGCUGGAACGCACCAUGGAGGCGCGCACGGCUGAGCUUGCUGCUGCUGCGGACGAACAGGAUGAUACAGAUGGUAGCACCGACGAGCAGAGACAGUUCCGGAAGCAUUUGCGAGAGACCAAGGCAGGCGAGGUCCGGUUGAUUCGGAAUGUGCAUGCUUUGCGCAGUCCAAAGGUCAUCUUUAGAGCUCGCGAGUGGCAGAGCUCGUAG